CUACCCUCUACCUGCUCAAUAUUCCAUCACUUUCUCUUACUCCAUUUGCAGAGGCCUCUACCAGCACACACAAACACAUACCAACUCUCUCUCUCUCUCUCUAGGUAAAAUGAUUGAAUCUAUAUUCAUGAAGGUGGAACUCAUGUCUGCAGUCAUUUGUUGUCUUUGAUCAACUUCUUUUAAUGUCAGCAAAGCUUGUUUACUGGGAUUGGACAUGAUCUUCUACCAUAAGUUGAUUGUGAAAGGAAUGAUCAAUAGUUUCUGAAGCCUCAUGGAUGCCCGACAACGACUUGAUGAUGCGUACAAAAGAAAGUUACAGAAGAUCAAAGUGAGGGGCGUCGAGAAUCCUUUUAAACUUGUCAUUGCUGGGAAGAGCAGUAGAUGCAAGUUUCAUCCCUUAAAAUUGGUUUUGGUUAUCAUCGUACUCGGCUCUUUUCUUAUGAUAUUUUCGUCUCCGACUGUCUGUCACCAGAACAGUAUAUCUCACCAAGUUUCUCAGCAACGUUUUCUGAACAGGUUGAUAUGGGGUGCCUCAGAUCCUCGCUACGUAUCAGAUUUAGAUAUCAAUUGGGAAGAAAUUUCAAGUGCAUUGAAGAAGUUACCUAAUGACGCGAAGAUUCAAGGUGUUGGCCUUCUAAAUUUCAAUGAGCGUGAAGUCCAUCAAUGGAAGCAGUUCAUUCCCACUGCUAGUCACUUGAGUCUGCACAUUGAUUACGCGGAGAAAAACGUCACUUGGGAAUCUUUGUAUCCUGAGUGGAUUGAUGAGGAACAGGAAGAAGAUGUUCCCAUUUGCCCUUCUUUGCCAAAAGUUGAAGUGCCAAGGCAACGGCUUGAUCUCAUCGCUGUCAAACUUCCCUGCAGAAAUGAAGGCAACUGGUCCAGAGAUAUUGCUCGACUGCAUUUACAGAUCGCUGCUGCUGGUUUAGCCGCCUCUUGCAAAGGCACGUAUCCUGUGUAUGUGCUUAUCCUGACAAGGUGCUUUCCAAUCCCCAAUUUGUUUACCUGCAAGGAUCUUGUUGCACAUGAAGGCAGCAUAUGGUUAUAUAAACCACGUUUGAAUGCACUGAGAGAGAAGCUUCAGCUCCCAAUCGGAUCAUGUGAGCUUGCACUUCCGCUUGGAGUCGUAGACAGGGAUUACUCAGGAAGGAGGCAACGAGAGGCAUAUGCAACAAUCCUGCAUUCGGCACAUGUCUAUGUUUGUGGAGCCAUAGCGGCAGCCCAGAGCAUCCGCAUGGCAGGGUCUACUCGAGACCUUGUGAUUCUUGUUGAUGAAACAAUCAGUGAAUAUCACAGGAGCGGGCUUGAAUUGGCGGGCUGGAAAGUAAGGACCAUAAAGAGAAUAAGAAAUCCUAAAGCUGAGAAAGAUGCUUACAACGAGUGGAACUACAGCAAGUUUAGGCUAUGGCAGUUGACAGAUUAUGAUAAGAUCAUUUUCAUUGAUGCUGAUCUUCUCAUCCUCCGAAACAUCGAUUUCUUGUUUGGGAUGCCGGAGAUCUCUGCAACCGGCAACAACGGCACACUCUUCAAUUCAGGAGUUAUGGUGAUAGAGCCAUCAAACUGUACGUUCCAGCUUCUGAUGGAUCAUAUAAACGAAAUCGAAUCGUACAACGGUGGAGACCAAGGCUACUUGAAUGAAAUUUUCACCUGGUGGCACAGGAUACCAAAGCACAUGAACUUCCUAAAAAAUUUCUGGAUUGGUGACGAUGAAGUAGUAAAGCAGAAGAAAAUUAGACUCUUCGAGGCAGAACCACCAAUUCUUUAUGUUCUUCACUACUUAGGAAAUAAACCAUGGAUGUGCUUCAGGGACUAUGACUGCAACUGGAAUGUGGAUAUCUUACAAGAAUUCGCAAGCGACGUCGCUCACAGGAAGUGGUGGAAAGUGCACGACGCCAUGCCCGAAAAACUACAAGAGUUUUGUCUACUGAUAUCGAAACAAAAGGCGCAGUUGGAAUGGGACAGAAGGCAAGCAGAGCAAAGAAACUUCUCAGAUGGGCAUUGGAAGAUCAGAAUACAAGAUAAGCGGAUCAAGAAGUGCAUCGAUCCAUACUGCCAUUGGCAGAGUAUGUUGCGGCAUUGGGGUGAAACAAAUUGGACAGAGAGUGAAUUCCCUGUUCCUACACCACCAGCAUUGAUCACAACCUCUGCUAGUUUAUGAUCAAUAGCUGUUUUUUGCUUCCAUCCACCACUAGACAGAUUUUUGGUUCAGGGGCUUUACAGUUCUGUCUUGAUAGCAUGCCUUUGUCAUUGCAUUCUGAGUUCUUGUCGGUUACACAUGGACGCAACAGCAUAAAGGGGCCUCACUCGCACUUGAAACCUUGAGAAUGUUUUCAUAUUUUUUGAAGUUUCUCGGGCUGAUAUCAUAUAGGAUAAUUGUCCUCUCGCAUAUUCAGUUUAAUAUGCUUGU
Messenger RNA from Sesamum indicum (sesame), 2404 nucleotides. RefSeq names its product UDP-glucuronate:xylan alpha-glucuronosyltransferase 1. Gene Ontology annotation, molecular function: glycosyltransferase activity. The record is from RefSeq and is a predicted model, not a curated record. NCBI's taxonomy places the organism in Eukaryota, Viridiplantae, Streptophyta, Magnoliopsida, Lamiales, Pedaliaceae.